CCGCGCCGCACCACGGGUUCUACAAGCGAAGCCCGGGCGAUCAACGGAGAGUGCACAGGCUAGCAGGUAUCUCGUACAGAGUGACCGCGCUACGUACACUGCAUAUUAGCCGACUAGAAGCACUCUCGCCAUUCGUCUGUCCUAUCGGUCUCUGCUCUGUGCUCAUCAGUCCUAUCCUAGAGCAGCCGUCUCGCGCGGCCGUGCUGCUGAAGUCAUGGUCGUGGUUUGCAAGACUCAGGGUCAGCCGUUGGCCGUUUUACUCAUAGGAACCGCGUAAUUUGUUGUCGCUAAAGCCAUUAGUAUGUCCUUAGUCUCUUUUCUCGGUCGUCGCGAGCAUCGCUAAGUAUGCCGCUAAUACCAAGCGUUUCUGAUGCCACUGCCACUGCCACUGCCACGUGUCGCUAGCAGCAGGCGCAAGCACCUAUAGUAGCGUGACCGAGCGUCGAGCGGUAGAGAGCGCCGUUCCUCUCUGCCCAGCGAUGCAGCAGGGGGAAGGCGCGCCGCUGCUGAAGGCGGAGCCUUGGGCGGAGAGCCUCGAGCCGCCCCCCGCCAGCCCCGCCCAACGACCGCUCUCCUCCCUCAGUGCCGCGCCGCCCUCCUCCCUCCCUCUGCCGCCUUCUCUCUCCACCCCACGCGCGCUUGAGCCCGUCCCCACUCUCCCGCACGGCUUCACAGACCUCAAAUCGCCGCUUUUCAAGGCGCCGCCUCAUCCUGCCACAUCGCACGGCGCGCCUCUCUUAUCGCACGCCGCCGCCAGCGACGCAAAACCGUCGCCUGGCAGCCGCGUGUUACGCGGGUUCGUGUCGCUGAUCGUCGUGUUCGCCGCGUCGCUGCUGCUCCUCUCGCAGCUGCCGCUCAUCUCCUCCGUGCUGUCCCCGUUUGUGUCGCCGCUCGAUAUAAGCGUGGAGGAGGCGGAGCAGCCGGAGCAGGCGGGCGCGUCGCAGGUGGGCGGCGUGUGGGGGCAGGUCAGCCGGCAGGGCAGCAUCGCCUUCCUCUUCCUCACGCGCGGCCCCAUGCCCCUCGCCCCGCUCUGGGAAAAAUUCCUCCAGGGCCACGAGGGGCGCUACUCCAUCUACGUGCAUGCGUCCAACACCUCUUUCUCCUUUCCCCCCGGCUCCUCGCCCAUCUUCCGUGGCCGCCUCGUACCGGGCGGUGAGGUGCAGUGGGGCGAGAUAUCGAUGGUGGACGCGGAGAGGCGCCUGCUGGAGGCGGCGGUGCAGGACGAGACCAACCGCUUCUUUGUGCUGCUCAGCGAGAGCUGCAUCCCCUUGUGGCCGUUCGACUACAUCUACAGCUACAUCGCCUCCUCCUCUCUCAGCUUCGUUGACGCCUACCCCGAUCCAUACAACAUGUCGUUUGGGCGCUACAUCCCGCACAUAUUCAUGCCCGUCAUCCGGAGACGACAAUUCCUCAAAGGCAACCAGUGGUUCAUCCUGAGGCGACGCCAUGCGGAGUUGGUGGUGAGGGACACGUUGCACUACACCAAGCACAACCUCAGCUGCGCGUUUCGGUUGCAGUGGGGCAAGCUGUGCUGUGCGGAUGAGCACUACAUCCAAACGCUCUUACAUAUGACCAACCCCGCCGGCAUUUCCCGCUACCCGACCACCUUUGCGGACUGGAGCGCCAACGAGUGGCACCCGACCACCUACUAUGCUCCAAACAUGACUGAUGACGUCAUCAGGACCAUCAAGUCGGCACGGGAGUUCAUCACGUACCGCUCAUUCUGGAACGACUUCCAAGACAACUACACGCAUAUAACCGACCCCAACGCGCCGCAGCCUCCUCUGGCGGUUGCCAACGGGCACUGUGUGGUGCAGGGGGAGCCGCGCAACUGCUUCCUCUUCGCGCGCAAGUUCCACCCGUCAGCGCUGCCCUUCCUCAUGCGCAAGUCACUAGCCCUCCUCGGGUUCUAGGUCUGCAGCGUGUGCCUUUUUCUCCAAAAUCGCUCACAAGUUCCACCCAUCAGCUACCAUAUUCUAUUCCUCAAUGCGCAAGUCGCAAGCCCUCCUCGGGACCUGAGUUCCAGCGUUUAGGGCUGACCUGGGCACCUCUGGUGCCCGAGGUGAAACCCAGAGCACCUGAGCAGCAGCAUCGUCUGCAGUGCGUAUCCAUCACGCUCUUGAACGACAAGCAAUGUACUCUUACAGCUCACAGUUGAAAAGGCCGGGUCGCGUUGGAACCGGAAGGCCAGUGGUGCCCGCAAUUAUCAGGAGGACAGUUGAGGAGGAAUGAUUGCAGAGGAAUCGCCCAUCGACAUGCCGAAUUGGAAAUGUACAUAUUAGUCAUUUGUGCUUGAUCGUGCACCCGUUUUGAGUUGUGUUGUAGUGUUAGGAAUCUGCUAUGGGUUGCUCUGGGUUGCUCUGGAGGUGGUGAUGGAGUUUUACAGGGUCGCACCGCCAGGCAUAUGGCAGUGGGAGUUUGUGCCAGUAGGUUUAAGCUUCUAGGAAAAGUACAAUUUUGUAGUGUUAUAGAGAUAUGAUUGUUAUUGAACACCAAUAAGCGAUAG
This is a messenger RNA of Closterium sp. NIES-67, 2506 nucleotides long. The record is from the annotation of a GenBank genome assembly. NCBI's taxonomy places the organism in Eukaryota, Viridiplantae, Streptophyta, Zygnematophyceae, Desmidiales, Closteriaceae.